Heterobilharzia americana is the source of this 1180-nucleotide messenger RNA. NCBI's taxonomy places the organism in Eukaryota, Metazoa, Platyhelminthes, Trematoda, Strigeidida, Schistosomatidae. The record is from the annotation of a GenBank genome assembly.
GCCGAAAAUACAAAUCACUGCUUAAGAAAUUAAUGACUUAUACUUAGGUGGUAUUACACUAUAUGAUCAGUAAUACCAAAAGAUGUCAGAUAAUUCUGGAGUUGUAUCCGAUCAAAAACCUGAAGAUUCAUUUAUUCCUUGGGGUUUUCCAAAUGAAUUAAAUCUAUGUGAAGCAACUCGUCAAGGUGAUAUUAAAGCGAUAAGUAAAUCUAUUGCCAAUGGAGUGAAUAUUAACUUUUUUGAUGGUUUUGGAAAAACAGCCUUACACUAUGCAGCUAGAAAUGGAAAUUUUGAAUCAGUGAAACUUCUUGUAGCUAAUAAAGCCAUAGUGAAUAUAUCAGAUUCAAAUGGUACAACACCAUUACAUUUAGCCGCUAAAGGAAAUCAUGUAAGAGUUGUCAAGUUUUUAUUAAUGUCUGGAGCUGACGUUAGUCGUGAAUGUUUAAGUGGUGUUAAACCAAUUGACUUGUCAAUGUAUAAUUCAGAGACAUGGAAUGUUUUACUAAACGCUGAAAUGGGUGAUCUACCUAAAGUUGACCACCUAGUACAAACGCGUACAGUACCAUUGAUUCCACAGUUUGCAAUCCAAAGAGAAAUUGAUAAACAAGCCAAAGCAAAUGAGAAGAAAAGUGCUAAGAAAGGUGGAAAGAAAAGUGGAAAAAGUAAAGGAGGCAAAAAGAGUGGAAAAGGCAAAAAGAAAAAAUAGAAUUUAGCAGUUAUUUAAAGUAAAUUAAAAUAGGAAGAUAAAUGUCAAUCUGUAUACAAUCAAAGGAUAUCCUUUAUACAAUUAUGCAUCAAGGCAUAAGUGUAUAAUGAUCUUUUUUCUUACUUAUCUCUAAUCUUAAAAUCAUACUUCCUUGAAGAAUUUUGUUGAAUACAUUUAAUUUAUUUCUGUAUUGAACUCGAUAUUUUGUAUUUACCUCUCAAAAAUUUAUCUCCUUAAUAAUUUAUUUAAACAAUUUUUUUUAUUGAACUGCUAAUGAAGAUCUGCUUCCUGUUAACAUCCAAGUUUAUUUAUACAGUAUUCAAGAAUCAUUUUUCAUCCUCUUUAGACUUCAUCAGUCAGAUACGUUAAGAAAUUAACUUUUUUUUCUUCCAAAGCAUAAUAUAUCGUGGAUCUAGUUGAUGGAUCAUGAAAAUUACUGAUGGUACUCAGAUCUUCGUAGUGAUAAUGCAUGAG